Messenger RNA from Impatiens glandulifera, 1214 nucleotides. Its product is annotated as manganese-dependent ADP-ribose/CDP-alcohol diphosphatase. The record is from RefSeq and is a predicted model, not a curated record. Gene Ontology annotation, molecular function: manganese ion binding; CDP-glycerol diphosphatase activity; 2',3'-cyclic-nucleotide 2'-phosphodiesterase activity. Bases 100 to 1065 code for a protein of 321 amino acids. NCBI's taxonomy places the organism in Eukaryota, Viridiplantae, Streptophyta, Magnoliopsida, Ericales, Balsaminaceae. The transcript has 2 exons.
UUCCAACUCGCUCGCCCGAUUCUUCAUAAACCUCGAAGAUCGACUCAGUGUUCUUUCGUCUCUUUCAGGGUUUAGGGUUUAGGACUGGAUCGUUUAACAAUGAGCAUUGCAAAUGGAUUGAUUAGUAGAAAAGAACAACCUCUUUUCUCUUUUGGAGUAAUUUCAGAUGUUCAAUAUGCUGAUAUUCCUGACGGCAGGUCAUUCUUAGGAGUUCCUAGGUUUUACAGACAUAGCAUUCUAGUUUUGAGAAGAGCUGUUGAGGAUUGGAAUAGCAGAAACAAACCUAAGCUGAAAUUUGUCAUCAAUUUGGGAGAUAUUGUAGAUGGGUAUUGCCCAAAAGAUCAAUCUUUCACUGCUGUUAAGAAAAUUGCAGAUGAAUUUGCCUCUUUCGACGGUCCAGUCUAUCAUAUGAUCGGUAACCAUUGCUUAUACAAUCUAACUCGCGAUAAAUUACUCCCGGUUUUGAAAAUCCAAACACCUGAAAACCUAGCCUAUUACGAAUUCUCUCCUGUCCCUGAAUUUCGAUUCGUUGUUCUAGAUGGUUUUGAUGUCAGCGCUAUCGCUUGGCCUCAAGAUCAUCCAAACACGAAGGCAGCCGUGGAUUUCCUUGUGGAGAAGAAUCCUAAUCUUGAUAAGAACAGUCCAAUUGGUUUGAAUGGUUUGGAACGAAGGUAUCUUAUGUUUAAUGGUGCUGUUGGGAAAGAACAGUUGGAAUGGUUGGAUGGAAUUCUUAUGGAAUCGACGAAAUUGAAUCAGAAAGUCGUGUUGUGUUGUCACUUGCCUUUGGAUCCGAACGCGUCUUCUCCAGAAGCUUUGUUGUGGAACUACGACGAAGUGAUGAAUUUGGUUCAUAGAUAUAAAUGUGUUAAGGCUUGUUUUGCUGGACAUGAUCAUAAAGGAGGACAUUCGAUUGAUUGUAAUGGAAUUCAUCAUCGCGUUCUUGAAGCUGCUUUGGAAUGCCCUCCAGGAACCGAUGCCUAUGGGCGUGUGGAUGUUUUUGACGAUAGGAUAUUGCUUUAUGGUACCGAUCGGAUGAAGAGCACGGAAAUGAUUUUCGCGCUAUAAAAGAGUUGAAAAUUGUACAUUAUUUUUUCUAGGAUUUGAACAGCAUAAACAGCUAUUAGCAGGCUUGUUUAUAGGUAAUUAAUUAACAAUGAUUCUUCAUAUUUAACAUAUAAUAAUAUUAUCUUGCAAUUUUAGCACUUUAAAUAGCU